Messenger RNA from Fusarium oxysporum Fo47, 1008 nucleotides. RefSeq names its product lactate/malate dehydrogenase. The record is from RefSeq and is a predicted model, not a curated record. The transcript has 7 exons. The coding region runs from base 1 to 1008 and encodes 335 amino acids. Gene Ontology annotation, cellular component: cytoplasm. Gene Ontology annotation, biological process: malate metabolic process; tricarboxylic acid cycle. Gene Ontology annotation, molecular function: L-malate dehydrogenase (NAD+) activity. NCBI's taxonomy places the organism in Eukaryota, Fungi, Ascomycota, Sordariomycetes, Hypocreales, Nectriaceae.
AUGGUCAAGGCUGUUGUCGCUGGCGCCUCUGGUGGCAUUGGUCAGCCUCUUUCUCUUCUCCUUAAGACAUCCCCUCAUAUCGACGAGCUCGCUCUUUACGAUGUCGUCAACACCCCCGGCGUUGCCACCGAUCUCUCCCACAUCUCCUCCCGCGCCAAGACAACUGGCUACCUUCCCGCCAACGAUGGCGCUAAGGCUGCUUUCAAGGACGCCGACAUUAUUGUCAUCCCCGCUGGCAUUCCCCGCAAGCCUGGUAUGACUCGUGACGAUCUCUUCAACAUCAAUGCUGGCAUUGUGAAGGGUCUCAUCGAGGUUGCCGCCGAGGUCGCCCCCAAGGCCUUCAUCCUCGUCAUCUCCAACCCCGUCAACUCUACCGUCCCUAUCGCUGCUGAGGUCCUCAAGGCCAAGGGCGUCUUCAACCCCCAGCGUCUCUUUGGUGUCACCACCCUCGACAUCGUCCGUGCCGAGACCUUCGUUGCCGAGAUCACUGGCAGGGCUAACCCCCAAGAGCUGACCAUCCCCGUCAUUGGUGGUCACUCUGGAGAGACCAUCGUCCCUCUUUUCAGCAAGGCCUCGCCUGCCGUUCAAAUCCCUGAGGACAAGUACGAUGCUCUCGUGAACCGCGUCCAGUUCGGCGGUGACGAGGUCGUCAAGGCCAAGGAUGGUGCUGGCAGCGCCACUCUGUCAAUGGCUUACGCUGGUUUCCGAUUCGCCGAGAAGGUUCUCCGUGCCGUAAAGGGCGAGAAGGGACUCGUCGAGCCUAGCUACGUCUACCUUCCCGGAGUCUCUGGAGGUGGUAUCCCUGGAGGCGAGGCCAUCGCUAAGGAGACUGGCACCGACUUCUUCUCUGUUCCCAUUGAGCUCGGCCCCAACGGUGCCGAGAAGGCCACCAACCCACUGGAGGGCAUUACCGAGAAGGAGAAGGCUCUUCUGGCCAAGGCCACCGAGGGCCUCAAGGGCAACAUCUCCAAGGGUGUCAGCUUUGUCCACAACCCUCCCCAAAAGUGA